GGUGGGUUUUUAGGAUUGCUUUCUGCUUGUCUGAAUAAAGGGCAAGUCCAAGGCCCGCUGCCCACUGUCUGCUCUGAAUCUCCCUCUCUUCCCUGCAGGUCCGAGUGAUGAUGGACCUUUGCAACAGCACCAAGGGCAUCUGCCUGACAGGACCGCCUGGACCAGCAGGCUCUCCAGGAGCUGAUGGGUUACCAGGACACAAUGGAUCAGAUGGACAGCCUGGCCCCCAGGGCCCAAAAGGCGAAAAAGGAGCAAAUGGCAAAAGAGGAAAAAUGGGGCUACCUGGAGCUGCAGGAAGUCCAGGAGAAAAGGGAGAAAAGGGAGAUCAUGGAGAACUGGGCUUGCCAGGAAACGAGGGCCCACAAGGGCAGAAGGGAGAAAAGGGAGACAAAGGAGAUGUGUCCAACGAUGUGCUCCUGGCAGGUAUCAAAGGUGACCAAGGCCCACCCGGCCCACCUGGACCCCCAGGCCCUCCAGGUCCUCCAGGGCCCCCUGGAAGUAGAAGAGCCAAAGGCCCUCGGCAGCCAAACAUGUUCAACGGCCAGUGCCCAGGUGAGUCAUGUGCCAUACCAAACGAUGACACCUUGAUUGGAAAAGCUGAUGAUAAAGUCAGUGAACACCAUUCCCCACAAGCAGAAUCCAUGAUCACAGGCAUUGGCAACCCAGUGCAAGUACUAAAAGUUACAGAAACAUUUGGGACUUGGAUAAGAGAGUCUGCUAACAAGAGUGAUGACCGUAUUUGGGUGACUGAGCAUUUUUCAGGCAUCAUGGUGAAGGAAUUCAAGGACCAGCCCUCACUUCUGAAUGGCAGCUACACGUCCAUCCAGCUCCCUUACUAUUUUCAUGGUUGUGGGCAUGCUGUUUACAACAACUCUCUCUACUACCACAAAGGGGGCUCCAACACCAUUGUGAGAUUUGAUUUUGGCAAAGAAACAUCCCAAAUACUGAAGCUUGAAAAUGCCUUGUACUUUGAUCGAAAAUACCUUUUUGCAAAUUCCAAGACUUACUUCAAUCUAGCCGUAGAUGAAAAAGGCCUUUGGAUUAUCUAUGCUUCAAGUAUGGAUGGUUCGAGCAUUCUCGUAGCACAGCUGGAUGAGAGGACAUUCUCAGUGGUGCAACACAUCAAUACCACGUACCCCAAAUCCAAGGCUGGCAAUGCCUUCAUCACCCGAGGAAUCCUCUAUGUCACAGACACCAAAGAUAUGAGGAUCACAUUUGCCUUUGAUUUGAUAGGAGGGAAACAAAUCAAUGCAAACUUCGAUUUAAGAACUUCCCAGUCUGUUCUUGCCAUGUUAUCAUACAACAUGAGAGAUAGGCAUUUGUAUUCGUGGGAAGAUGGCCAUUUGAUGCUUUAUCCUGUGCUGUUUUUGUCAGCUACCUUAAACAAGUGAUGAGCUGCAUUCUGUGUCCCUCAACAAAUUUCAGAUGAUUUUUGGGGCCAUUUCUACCAAAGGAAAACAUGUCUUUAAGGGUAGCCAGGUACUUAGAACAUAAUGUGAUGACUUGAGUAUAUAUAUGGUCAAGAAGCUCCCUU
Molecule: messenger RNA, 1534 nt
Organism: Carlito syrichta (Philippine tarsier)
Lineage: Eukaryota; Metazoa; Chordata; Mammalia; Primates; Tarsiidae
Gene: GLDN
Product: gliomedin
Exons: 9
Coding region: 108-1391 (427 amino acids)
Biological process (GO): signal transduction
Cellular component (GO): cell surface
Source: RefSeq, a predicted model, not a curated record